This is a messenger RNA of Dioscorea cayenensis subsp. rotundata (Guinea yam), 1066 nucleotides long. RefSeq lists its product as uncharacterized. NCBI's taxonomy places the organism in Eukaryota, Viridiplantae, Streptophyta, Magnoliopsida, Dioscoreales, Dioscoreaceae. Gene Ontology annotation, molecular function: acyltransferase activity, transferring groups other than amino-acyl groups. The record is from RefSeq and is a predicted model, not a curated record. The coding region runs from base 53 to 874 and encodes 273 amino acids. The transcript is spliced from 5 exons. Gene Ontology annotation, cellular component: chloroplast.
CCCAGCAGAAAAACCCGGAAUUCCUAAUCUUACAAAAAAAUCCGAAAAGAUAAUGGCGCCGAUCUUUGCCGUCGUGGCGCCGCCGCCCGUGCGAUUCCCGGUGGCUCUUCUCCGACGAUCGCUGGAUACCCCAGUCCGGCUCGCUUCGCGAGGAUGGGACCGUGCUGGUAUGGUGUCAUCUCACCUGUGCGAGAGAGAAGCCCCCCUACCCCUGGCUCUAGAUUGGAAGAAGCUCAACGUCAGGGAGGCGGCUUCGGAGGAAGAGCUCCUGGCUGCUGUACAGCUCCGAAUCCGGACUUUCUACGAGUUCAAGCAAUCCUACGGCAUCGAGGAUUAUAAGAGACAGCUGAUGGAGCGGGAGUUUGAAGCAUUAAAAGAUCGAGUUUCUGGCAAGAGAGUAGAAUUCAAGAGAGUUUCUUGUAUAAAUGCCUCAUUGCCACUGUCACCGUCCUUAAUUGAUGCUAGUGAUUUGUGUUCUACAUGUAAGUUCUCUGAGGAUGGUAAAGACCGAGUAGUUGUUGGGACGUUAGAUGUUAAUCAGUGCGUGAAGUUGGCUGAUGAAUUAGCAGGGAAGAGGCCUGAGGGUAGUGGAAGCAAUCUCACAAGGGCAUAUCUCAGCAAUGUUUGUGUUGCUGGUGAGCUCCAAAAGAAUGGUUUGGGCUAUACAAUAGUUACGAAAGCUAAGAAACUCGCUUUUGAAUGGGGAAUAACUGAUCUCUAUGUUCAUGUUGCCGUUGACAAUGAAGCAGCACAAAAGUUAUACAAGAAGAGUGGUUUCAUCUAUGAGAGUGAGGAGCAAACAUGGCAGGCCAGAUUUCUAGGUCGACCAAAAAGGUUACUUCUUUGGAUUGAUCUUACUCAAAACAACUUGUAAGGUAACAGUAAUGAUAUAUUGCAUUCUUUGGCUUUUUAGAUACUGGUCAGAUAAUGAACUUGUAAUGUAACUGUAAUUUUCAAUUAUUUACUCUGGUUCUGGAUGCUCUGGGGAGAUAAGCCCCUCCCAAGCCCGUAGUUGGCAAAUUUGUCUCAUGCAUUUAUAUGUAUAUGUAAAUUUUCAUUUCAAACA